UGAAUUUUCCAGGUCCUGGUGAAGGUUAGUGCCAAGCAAGAAAGUUUGAAGUUCAGAGAAUUUUAUGCAACACAAGGAACUUGACAUGCAACUGCCACAAACCUUUGUUUUCCCAGAAACCAUUCAGAAGAAUGGUGAAAGAAGAGUUCAGAUGGAGAAAAUGGAACUGAUGAAAAAAGAAAGGCUGGGAAAUCACCCACUUUGUCACUGCAGACCCCUACCAAUGAAAUGGAGUGUUUUGAUGACCGGAAAAAAGUUGAUGUUGCUAGGACCAAGAGUAGCACAGAUAGUCCAGUCCUUACAAUCAAGAGUGACUCCAAGAUUGAAAGGAAAAAACGUGCCUCAAAUCAGCUGAAGGCAAACACACACUUUCAUAAGCUGUUUCUAGAUGUUCCCAUUGAUGAGCCACUGAAACAAAGCUUUACCUGUGCUCUGCAGAAAGAAAUUCUGUACCAAGGAAAGUUAUUCCUUUCUGAAAACUGGAUUUGCUUCCAUUCUAAGGUUUUUGGUAAGGACACCAAGAUUAGUAUACCUGUGCUGUCUGUGACACUUCUGAAGAAAACCAAAACUGCCCUUCUUGUGCCAAAUGCUCUGAUCAUAGCAACAGUGACAGAUAGGUACAUGUUUGUCUCACUACUCUCCAGAGAUACCACCUACAAGCUAUUAAAAUCUAUCUGUAGACAUCUUGAUGAUACAAGCAUGGGCAACAGUCCAAAUCCCUCUUCUGCAGAAAGCAGUUUCAGGGCUGAUCGCCCUAGAACUCUGCCCCUGGAUUUUAACGAAGAUUAUUCUGAUCUGGAUGGAAUAGUGCAGCAGCGAAGACAAGAGAUGGAAGAGUCCAGCAGCACUGGCUCACAGACACCAGAGCUGGAAUGCUUCCAGGAUUAUCACGUUGUUGAAGCAGAGACUCACUUGAAAGUUUCCAAGCCUGAGGCCAAGUCUGUUCGUUCAGAUGCACAUAGUAAACGUGGGCCUGAUGGAAAAGCCCAAAAUGGUCAUUCUGAGGCCUUUAGGUUCCUCCACAAAGUGAAGUCCCAGAAGCUCUUGUCUCUGAACCAUGUACUUGUAUUUUAUGCAAUUCUUGUUUGUGUUUUAAUACUUUCUACCUUCUACAUGAGAUAUAAAAUCAGUGUCCUGGAGGAACGCCUUAUGUCCAUGACAGCCUUUGAUUCACAUAUUAAGGAACGUCAAGUGAACCAAGAUUUGGGAUCUCACCUGCAAAUUAAUGCUGAUGCCCUUUGUGAUGAGUUAACUGCUAACCUCAGAAAAUUGGAAAAGAUACAGAACAACUUACAAAAGCUACUUGAAGAUGGUGAAUGAAACAUCAGUGUUCUUGGACUGCUUCAGACCUCAUUCUUCUGUAUUGACAAACUGUUCCAAAGGAGCUCUGCUGGCCAGAGUUCAAGUUAAUUCUUUAUUUUCAGUCCAAGCCAAGUUUAAACUACUGUAAAGCUCAUGUCAUCAUGCAGAAAAUCAGUUGAUUCUUCAGAAUGUAUCUAUAUAUUUUGAAAACAUAUAUGGUUUGAUCUAUAUGUAUCUACGUUUUAAAAAUGUGGGGAUUUUUCUUUCUCUAUUGUGUGUGAAUUAGUGGAUUUUAUAGCUUGCUUGAUUUUAGAGUUGCUUACACCAGUGAAAACCUGGUGCGUAUCCUUUUACCUCAACAUUUACUUUAUGCCUAUUGUCAUACAAAUAUAAAUGUGAAGAACAUCAGUCAUGAUUCAGGUACUGAAGUGUUGUGUGAAUGAACAGAUAUCUGUUUUAGCUAUGAUUAUGGGUUGGUGCUGUGCUCUUCAUUUUUACUUCCUUCUCUACACCCUGACAUCCCGAAGAUCAGAAAACAAGACACCUCUGUUUGGGUAUGCGACGCUGUAUCACCACUGAGGGUAAGAUCUGUUUUUACUGGGCAUUCAGGUUCCAUUGAAGUCAAGCUUGAAAUCUGUAUGGACUUGCCAAUUUACAAUCAAAUUGCUUAUGAAUAGCAAUAUGGGUGUGACACACCUGAACAGCUUAGAAAAACUGCUAGUUUUCUGUCCAUUCAUAUGGUCUCUGUCCUUAAAGUUAAUCAGUGUGAAGAUCCUCAGUCAGCUUUACUUGCAGUUGCAUGGGGUUUUGGUUGGCUGAGCAAGUGCAAUUUGUAGUCCAGUAAAUGGAAAUCUAGUCUUGGUAUGUGACUCUGGGGACUGGAUAUUUCCAUGUAAUGAGAACUGGCAAAUUAAUUGUGCAGCAAUACAAUCAGAAGAGUGAAUGAAAAAGUGGACACCUGCUUUGUUAUAUCACAUACUGUUUUUUUUCCAGAGUGCCUAAGAUGGGGAUUUUAGCUUUCUCAUUCACCAAGCAGGCUCAUUAGUUUUUAAAAAGCAAUAUUUAGGAUAAUAACUACUAUCUGUGAAGUAACAGUAUUGUUCAUAAUAUGCUAUGCAUUUUAUAACCAUUUCUGUGAAAUGUACCUGCUUUGUUUAAAUAAACUUUUUU
Hirundo rustica (Barn swallow) is the source of this 2472-nucleotide messenger RNA. It is a transcript of the gene GRAMD2B, whose product is annotated as GRAM domain containing 2B. The transcript is spliced from 14 exons. Bases 229 to 1320 code for a protein of 363 amino acids. The record is from RefSeq and is a predicted model, not a curated record. NCBI's taxonomy places the organism in Eukaryota, Metazoa, Chordata, Aves, Passeriformes, Hirundinidae.